Molecule: messenger RNA, 1149 nt
Organism: Nipponia nippon (crested ibis)
Lineage: Eukaryota; Metazoa; Chordata; Aves; Pelecaniformes; Threskiornithidae
Source: RefSeq, a predicted model, not a curated record
AUGGCCCAGCGAAGCCCAAUCUUCCCAACUCUUGCCCCUUCUGAAAGACGGGUUCGAAACAUAGCGCUGCAUAGCCAGGCGUUGACAGCGGUCCCGUUGGCAUCUGCAAGCCUGGUGGAUCAGCUGGAAGACAGAAUCCUAAGCCAUGAGAAAACAACGGCGGCUCUUGUGGAACACGCUUUUCGCAUUAAGGAGGACAUUGUUUCCACUCUGCACAGAAUGCAGAACAAAGGGGGGGGUGACCGGUUGGCUAGGCAACUCUUGGAAGAACAUAUCCGAAACAUAACGGCAAUAGUGAGGCAGCUUAAUCGGGACAUUGAGAUGCUGCAGGAACAGAUACGUGUCAGAGACAAUCUCAGCUACGGAACGAAUUCUACCCUAAAGAGUCUGGAAAUGCGGCAGCUUUCUGGCUUAGGAGAUCUUCGGGGAAGAGUUGCAAGGUGUGAUGCUGGGUUAGCCAGACUGUCUGCAGAGCAUAAAAUUACAUAUGAAAGACUUCAGAGCCUAAGUAAAGAUCAACAUACCUCGAAGCUGAUCUUAGAAUCUAAAAUCAAAGAGGCAGAAAUACAGAUUUCUCAUCUUCUGAGCAGAGUAGAGCAAUCAAUAAUGCAACAAGAAGCAAAGCUGAAAAUUGCCUACAAAGAGAGCAACCAACAGCUCCACCUUCUGGAUACGAAAUUAAAAAAUGCUAUUGAGGAACUCAGCAGCCAGAUUUUGUCUGCACGUAGCUGGUUGGAACAGGAACAUGAAAGGAUUGAAAAAGAGCUUGUGCAAAAAAUUGACCAACUUUCAUUGACUUUUAAGGAAAACACUGAAAUGAAUGAAAGAGCUAUAGAGAUGAAGUUCAACCAAAUGGCAGAGAAAAUUGACAAAAUAGAAGAAAUACAGAAGAUAACCAUGGAAGCACAUGAAGCAAAACAGACUGAAGAAAAGAUAAAUAUUCGCAUUGGCAAACUUCAAAAUGAGAUUAAUGAAGAUAUAAAAGAAAUGAAAGCUGAAGUUAAUGCUGGAUUUGCAGCUAUCUAUGAGAGCAUUGGGUCUCUACGGCAAGUUCUAGAAGCAAAAAUGAAGCUGGACAGAGAUGAACUACAGAAGCAGAUCCACCAAAUGAAGCAGGAGGUUCCAACAUGGGGAGAGGCUGGACCAUGA